Messenger RNA from Paramuricea clavata, 5974 nucleotides. The record is from the annotation of a GenBank genome assembly. Lineage: Eukaryota; Metazoa; Cnidaria; Anthozoa; Malacalcyonacea; Plexauridae.
UGAAAAUGGUGGACAAACCAGGAGUAUGCAUAAUGUUUCAUUUAUUUUGAAAAAAACGCAUCAUUUUGGGGAUGAAUUAUAAACAGAAACUACAUCAACAUCAUUCAUGAUAUAUCAAGAGAGUAAAACGUAAAGAACAAAGCAAAAUGAUUUCAGCUUUAAAGAAAUUUGCUCGUAAAAAUGACGAAGCCAAGGCUCGGCCGUCCAUGCCAAGUGGAGUUUCUUCAAUGGGACACUCGUUGCAGAGAAAGUUUGGUCGUGGUGUGCAGUAUAACAGUAUGUAUUGCUUCGUUUUCUUACCUUUGUGGCUUUUUUGCGUGAAUGUAGAUUGUAAAAUAAUGUAGAAAAUAUAAAAUGGAAGGUAAUCAUUUAUCAUUUAUAACUAAUUAUGUGUCAAUUAUGGAUUUAUAUUUGGGGUGUGUGUCUACUAAAUUGCAUUACUGUAGAAUUUGAUUUACACCAAGUUUUAGCUCCAAGUUCUUGUGAAGAAGUUUCUGUUGAAAAUGUUUAACUACAAUUUCUACACAUAUCAUGCGUCUGACAAUAGAUCAUCACUCUUAAGCCCUGUUUACACUACGCUCAAUUUUUGGUACGGCACGGAUAAAAUUGGUACCCGUACCACUUUUUUGGUUCUUGGACUACCUAUUUAGCUAAGCCCUGUUUACACUACGCUCAAUUUUUGGUACUGUACCACUUUUUGGUUCUUGGACUACCUAAAUAGGUAGUCCAAGAACCAAAAAAGUGAUACGGGUACCAAUUUUAUCCGUGCCGUACCAAAAAUUGAGCGUAGUGUAAACGGAGCUUUAGGGUGCUUAUUCCAUUAACACGGUCAGAACGGUCAAAUUGUUGAAUGAAACACAAAACAUUUGGGCUUCGGACCUAUCUGACCGGAAAAUUUAGAUAACAUUAGAGUGAGGUCCAUUUUCACUAGAUAUUUGAGAAACAUACACCAGAUCUUUCCAUUGAUACAUAGAAAAGAAUUAGGGUCUGACCGGUCAGGCCAUGAAAUGGAAAGCACCCUUAGGUCUGUUUCAAACGUUGUGCAUGCUUCUCAUGUGCCGAACGCAUUAGAAACAAUAGAUAAUGAGGCAUUUCAGCUGAUUAUCUAUUGUUUUUAAUGUGUUCGGCACACAAGAAGUUUGACGUUUGAACAGGCCUCAGUGAAGAUAAACUAUCCAGACAAACCUUCGGUUGGUAUAGGGAUGUAUUCACACAAAUCGAUCAUUUAUGAAGAUAAAAAAUGCACACAAGUUUGUCUAUGUAUUGAUGAAAUUAUGCAGAUAGUUGAUUUUGUCAGGUGAUCUGUUUGCCGCAUUUAUAAACAGGCAAAUUAUUUUAUUGGGCAUUCGUCUGGACAUAUCAUCUGUUUCUGAUAGAAAUUGAAUCAAUUAUUAUGUUUUCCCAGUGAAAAUUGUCAUCAAAGGCGACAGAAAUACUGGCAAAAGCACAUUGCUUGGGAGGUUUCAAGGCAAGCCUUUUAAAGAAGAAUAUAUUCCCACAAACGAAAUACAGGUACCUCAGAUUUCCUUGGAAUGAAUUGUUCAUUUGAAAAUUCUUUUAAUAGAAACUAAAUUUGUUCAUAUUUUAUUUAGGUUUGCAGUAUAAAUUGGAGUUACAGAGGUACUUGAAUCAAUGUCAACGUAAAUACUUAGUAUAAUUUUCACAAUAUAACAGGAGUACAUGAAAGAUUAUUUAUUUAACUUUGUCAAAGAACAUGCUAGAUAUAACAUACAUAAGAUAUAUAAUAAUGGAUGGCAGGACACACUACAGCUCUCGCCAAUUACAGCAGCCCUAUAUAUAUAUUGUUACAAGCAUUAUGUUUACUCUGAUUUUAUUCAAUUGUGAUUAUUUCAGUUGCUGAUGAUGUUGUCAAGGUUGAAGUUUGGGAUGUUGUUGAUAAAGGUGACUAGACGAGUGACUUUUGCAAUUAUUUUGAUGAACAUAAAACUAAAAUGAUGAAAUGUUUUUGUGCUAGGAAAAAAGAAGAAAUCCGAUGGUGAUGGCUUAAAACUUGCUAAUGAUAUGUCUGCAAGUGAUGUAAGCAACCAAAUUGAGCAACACUAAUAAGAAAAGCAACAGCUAGCAGCAGCAGCAACAACAACAACAACAACAACAACAACAACAACAACAACAACAACAACAACAACAACAGCUAGCAGCAGCAGCAACAACAACAGCAACAACAACAACAACAACAAAAGUAACAGCAGCAGUAACAACAACAACAAUAGUAACAAGUGCAAUAACGAUAACAACAACAACAAUAACUACAACAAAAGCAACAACAGUAACAGUAACAAGUGCAACAACUAACAACAACAACACACAAUAUUUAACAAAUCCAACUUGCUACAUGAUUCUUGUACCUUUAGUCUAUUUUCUUAUUUCAAACAUGAAGGGUCAAGUGGCGGGUGUGCUUGAUGCAGAAUUUCUUGAUGUUUACAAAGGCACUCAUGGUUGUGUUAUGCUGCUGGAUAUCACCAAACAAUGGUAACUUCAUGAUUCUUUCAAAUUAUCCAUGUUCAUGACUAUGACACACAAUAUGAGAACUCAUAAUACAGUAUUGCACAUGCAACAUAGCUCUGACAUACUGUAGUACUACAGCAUUCCUCAUAUUCUUUUUCAGGACAUUUAAAUACAUUGAGAGGGAGUUACCCAAAGUUCCAAAACAUAUUCCUGUUCUUGUGUUGGUAAGUAAAUAUUUUCAUUCAAUACUGUAGUUUGCUAACAAAAACGAAAAUUUUCCAUAUAUACAUCUUGUAAUUGUGUUUACUCUUUUCUCUUGCUGGUGUUUGACAGACUAUAUUUCUGACUAUCAACUUUAUAAUUUUACUCUGAAUAUCUAAUACCAUGACUCAUGUACAGUAUAGGUCAUGGUAAUAAUUGUUAAACUAAUCAUAUUUUGUUGUAUUUUAAAGUCAAACUUUCUUGAUAUGCAAGAACACAGAGUGGUUCAGAGAGACGAGAUUACAUCAUUUGUGAAGUAUUAUGACAGAGGAGAUGAUGCUGCCAUCAUACAAUAUGGAGAGUGUUGUAUGAAAAAUGGUUUUGGAUUGAAAUUUAUACAUAAAUUUUUCAAUAUUCCAUUUCUAAAACUUCAGGUUUGCUAUAUCUACUUUUACAUUAGUUAAACAAGUUCAAUGUAUUUGCUGUCUGAUUUAUCAUCUAGUAUCCAAACAAAAAAAGAAUUAUCCUAAGUGACAAACUAAAAUCAACUGCAUGCAAGAUUGUCUGUUACAUCAUUUGCAAAUUGUCCAGGUUUCCAUAUGCUCGUAACGGUCUUAAAAAUAGAGUCAGGAUCUUUCUCAACAGCCAGUCAUUAUAAUAGUUUUUACCUGUAAACCACAUAUAAUCAUCACUAUUCUCUAGUUACAUGUAGUCACUCUGCCUAUUUCCAGUUCUAAGCUGUUGUAUUUCUUAAUUUCAGCUGUUGAGAAAGAUUGUGACUCAAUCUUUACGACCAUACGAAAACCAGGUUUUACUGCGCAGAUUAUUUGUCUUGACGCAUUUAUACAUGGAGAAUUGAUCAGACAAACUAUCUUUUCUUUACUCAAUUUCACUCAGACUUUGCACAGUAUAUGUAUUCAACACAAUAGCAUCAAGUAGAUGCGGUCCAGUUAAAGUAGCUACAAUAUUCUCUCUGUGUCUGUGACCGUCUGUGAAAAGUGCCGCAUUUCAAGAGGAAAUUCUUUUCAGAAGUCUUAUAAAAUAUUUUCAAUUUAGCGAGAAACGUUGGAAAAACAGUUGGAAACAAACAAAGAAGAUAUGCAGGUAGUUUAUUCAUCAUUUUGUUCCUAAUACUCCCCCCCCCCCCCCCGCCAAAACUCUAUGUUGAAACCAUACAAUCAUGUAAUUCACACGUUUUCCCAGGCAACGCUUGAAGAAAUGUCAUUUCAUAGAAACACAGAAGAACAAGACUAUGACAAGUAUGGCUUUGAUUUCAUCGCAAAUUUGAUUUCAACGUAAUGUUUCUCUGAGGUGCAUUUCACUGCAAAGGCAAGAUAUGCAGUCAUGACAGAAUGUAUAAAAAGAAGAUUGUGAUUUGUUGUAGAUUUCUCGUGUAUAUGAAUAAGAAAGCAAGCGAAAAGAAACAGCCUCCAUCAAAGCCACAAACUUUCGGUAUGCUUGUUGUCCAAAUUUUGUUUGUGUAAAAUAUAAAUACUGCAUAUCUUCAUUCAAUGAAAUGUUUCACACUUCAGGCAAUUCUAUCAAAUCAUCGCCGUCCACGCCACUAAAAUCAUCAACUACGCCAGUACAAAGCCCUACAGUGACCACGAGCAAGCCAGGUAUGACAAUAGGCAGGUUUCACUAAGUUCUAUCGUGGAGCAGAUGGUGGUCAACCUGCAGUUAUCAGAGUGAGAAAAUAAUGUUCAUUCUUUUCAUUAGAUGCAGUAGUCUUGUAUUUGGAGGCGAAUAAAUAGAAUUGAGAAAUGUAGUUUUAAAUAAUAUGUUAACAUUUCUGAAAAGUUGACCACCAUUUGUUGUCCCACAACACUUUUUGAAAACCACCAAUAUACUGUACGCAGUCCCACUUGUGCAUAUACUACAGUUGUAUACAAAGUGCUUUAAUAUUAAACCUUCCUCAGGUUCCUCAAAGAAAACGGCGAAUCAACCCAAGAGUAUUGAUGAUUUUGUGCCAGAGGAGACAAUUGAUUCAACAUUUUUGGAUGAGACGGACAAAGGAGAAGUUAAGAAGACGACUGCUGGCAGAUCUGACACUAGUGAUGACAGUGAUAGGUAAGUGACUUUCUGUCUGGUAGAACGGUGACUGUAUGUGUCUCUCAUCUUUGUGAUGAGCGUUUCAAUUAUCCUUUCUCACGGCCGAUUUUCCCGCCAUUUUUGGGUACUGCCUCUCCCACGUUCGAGAGUCUCCGCACCACGAAAUACAACUUUUUAGCAUUAUAGUUGUUUGUAUAAUGGUAAAUUUACACUUACAACUUUUAAAAGUCGUUUUUCACGUUGUUUGAAUUGUCUAGAAUCUUUCACGAAGGCAGACAGUACCUCAAAAAUGGCGGAUUUUGGCCUUCGUCAGAAAGACUAUUUCGUGUCGUAUGAUGUCACUUCUACUACACGACAGAGUUUAGUGAAAACCAUCGAUUGACUGAAAGCCAUGUAUUAACUGAAAUGCUUCCAUUCCUUGCAGCGAGAAAGGCGGCAAUCCUAUGGUGUCAGGUUUUCAAGAUAUUAGCUCCGAAGACGAACUUGAAGACAAUGUUGAAAACACGACGACACAAAAAGCAAGUGAAGCUCCAAAGAACACAAGUUUUGAUGUUGAUAUUGAUCUGACAUCAGAUGAGUCAGAGGAGGAGACUGGUGUAGAGGAUGUAGUCUCUCCUGUGGUUCAUAGCGAUGAUGAUAGUAAUGAUUCAGAGAAGAUAACUGAACCAGCGAAGCCUGUGGUAUGUACAGUACAUGAUUAAUGAACUUUAACUCGAACGAUUGAUGUCACAGUGGUGCAUGUGUGUUUCAACUUUGUGACCGAGCUUUGAUUCCUGCAAGAAUCCUGCAAGGUUAAGAUUGACGUUCAACCUUCAAGUCCUAUUUUGAGGUCAACUGUUAGGACUGUUCGAAGUUAGGACAAUUUAUGCAUUAAAACUGAAGCAUGAAUUAACUACUGUAGCUCUCGAAAACUUGUUUGCCGUUAGCGCUGUGCAGUAAACGUCAAUCCUCUCUAAUAUGCAGUCUGAUUAUAAUUUAUCUCAGUUGCAUGUGAGAAAAGUGUUUCCCAAACAUCACAGGUCCUCUCCAGGCAGUCCAGUUUUCUCCUGCAAUGACAUCAAUAAGAAAUUGUCUUUUAUACUGGAUCUUUAGGGAGAUCAAUUAGGACAGAUAGAGAUAGAUUUUCAUUGAUAGAUUAUUUUUAUUAACGAAAUUAUUUGUUAGGUGCUGAAAACUAAAUAUGAUGUUGUUUUAAAUGACGAGGACAACAACUUCAUGGACGCCUGGCUGGACUCACCAAGUACAGAUCCUAGGG